Habropoda laboriosa is the source of this 1728-nucleotide messenger RNA. It is a transcript of the gene Idh3a, whose product is annotated as probable isocitrate dehydrogenase [NAD] subunit alpha, mitochondrial. The transcript is spliced from 6 exons. Lineage: Eukaryota; Metazoa; Arthropoda; Insecta; Hymenoptera; Apidae. Gene Ontology annotation, biological process: isocitrate metabolic process; tricarboxylic acid cycle. The coding region runs from base 136 to 1212 and encodes 358 amino acids. Gene Ontology annotation, cellular component: mitochondrion. Gene Ontology annotation, molecular function: isocitrate dehydrogenase (NAD+) activity; NAD binding; magnesium ion binding. The record is from RefSeq and is a predicted model, not a curated record.
AGCAGAAGACAUCGUUUCGUGGGAACCAAUCACGAGUGUGACUGGUUCAUCUCUCGUUUUUGGUAUUGCUUCUGACGUGCGCAACUUCUUUGGGUGGUGGAGGUUCGUGUUUUUAUUGUAAAAUUUACAAAGAGAAUGGCAGCGCAGUGGAUACGAAAUGCAGUUCCGAAAAUCGGCAGUGCCCGUUUUUACAGCAGUAAAGUUCACAAAUGCACACUUAUUCCUGGAGAUGGUAUCGGGCCUGAAAUUUCUGUCGCCGUCCAAAAGAUUUUUGAUGCUGCCAAGGUACCUAUAGAAUGGGAAUCUGUCGAUGUAACACCAGUAAAAGGUCCAGAUGGAAAAUUUGGUAUUCCACAAGCUGCCAUUGAUUCAGUUAACAGGAAUAAAAUUGGUUUAAAAGGUCCAUUGAUGACACCCAUAGGAAAAGGACAUAGGUCUUUAAAUCUUGCAUUAAGAAAAGAAUUUAAUUUAUAUGCUAAUGUUCGACCAUGCCGUUCCUUAGAAGGUUAUAAAACACUAUAUGACAAUGUUGAUGUUGUCACUAUUAGAGAAAAUACAGAGGGAGAAUACUCUGGCAUAGAACAUGAAAUUGUAGAAGGAGUUGUACAGUCUAUUAAAUUAAUUACAGAGGAAGCUUCUAGUCGAGUAGCAGAGUUUGCUUUUCAAUAUGCUCAGGAUAACAAUAGGAAAAAGGUGACUGCUGUACACAAAGCAAAUAUAAUGAGAAUGUCAGAUGGUUUGUUCUUAAGGUGCUGUAGAGAGGCUGCUCAGAAAUUUCCUUCUAUUAAAUUUGAAGAGAGAUAUUUAGAUACAGUCUGUUUAAACAUGGUUCAAGAUCCUGGUCAAUAUGAUGUACUUGUAAUGCCUAAUUUAUAUGGUGAUAUUUUGUCUGACAUGUGUGCUGGACUUGUAGGAGGACUUGGUCUUACACCAAGUGGAAAUAUUGGUUUAAAUGGAGCACUGUUUGAAUCUGUGCAUGGAACUGCUCCAGAUAUAGCAGGUCAAGAUAAGGCAAACCCUACAGCAUUGUUAUUGUCUGCUGUAAUGAUGCUUAAAUACAUGGGACUAAAUCAGCACGCAAAAAUUAUUGAAAAUUCUGCUUAUGAUACUAUUAAAGAAAGCAAAUAUUUAACAGGAGAUUUAGGUGGAUCUUCAAAAUGCAGUGAAUACACUAAUGAAAUUUGCAAAAAAGUUCAAGCACUAGCGAAAUAAAUAUAAAGUUUAUUAAACUGCCAAAUACUCGUAGAAACAAUACAUGUGAGGUAAAGUGCUGUUUUUGAACAUCUCUGUAAUUAUUGUUUUUAAAAUUAUCUUCAAUGUACCUCCCUCAGGACAAAUCAGCAAUUUGGUCUGGAAUAAGUUGCAGAAGUUUUCAGUGUAGGCAAAGAAUAACUUAUUCAUCUGUUCCCGUUCAUUUAGAUAAUUUUUGUCGAGUACUUGAUCUAGUUUAUUAUUAUAAAACUUAAUAUCACUCAACUUCGUGAAUCUGUUAAUGUGUAACAGCAUUUAUAUGAUUUUAUUAUAACAAAACUCAAGCAGUUUAAACACGCGUAUUGACUGAGUGUACAUUUAUAUAUGUUUGUCACACUUCUUUAUUUUAAAGAAGAAUUCUGAUAGAAUCUGUAAAAAAAUUAGACAUAUAAAUUAAUCUAGGAACACUGUACAAUACUUUUAAACGAAGUUGUGAAAGAUACGUGGCCUCGAGUAAAAAUUUCAACAAACAACAUU